Molecule: messenger RNA, 6724 nt
Organism: Melanotaenia boesemani (Boeseman's rainbowfish)
Lineage: Eukaryota; Metazoa; Chordata; Actinopteri; Atheriniformes; Melanotaeniidae
Product: circadian locomoter output cycles protein kaput-like
Exons: 26
Coding region: 825-3500 (891 amino acids)
Biological process (GO): regulation of transcription by RNA polymerase II; circadian regulation of gene expression
Cellular component (GO): nucleus; CLOCK-BMAL transcription complex; cytoplasm
Molecular function (GO): DNA-binding transcription factor activity, RNA polymerase II-specific; E-box binding; protein dimerization activity
Source: RefSeq, a predicted model, not a curated record
GCCGCGAAAAUGUUUCCACCAUCGCCGGUUUUGGGCAUUUCUCAUCCGCCGAUAUUUGUGUUUUUGUCGGCGUGUCCGAGGACCUUUCCCCGUGCGAAUCUUUAGGCUAUUUCUCUGUGGUGUUUGUUGACCAGCGGUUUUAUUUUAGAGAUUAUUUUGUCUCCAAUGUCAGUUGUUGCGUGACAGCUCCAGGCUCGGCGACAGCUUGAAACAGUAGAUGCAAAUUUUUCUGUUUAUUACACAAACGUGUCACCAUUUACCUGUCAUAACCGUGCCAUUCAAUAUUUGUAAGUGUAGCGGGAGGAAACGGAGACAGUAAGAGUAUUAAAUCUCUUGAGUUAAAUGGGCUGUUUUUUUUCGGUUGCCAGCUUAGUUAGCCUGCUAGCUAGCUAUAUGGGUUGCUCUCUUUCCGUUGUAUAACAACACCUGUGGCAUUAAAAGUUUGUUCUUCGCUCAGUGAAGAAGCUCAGCGUAAUGAGGCUUCACUUAUUGGCCACCAGGAUGAUCAUAGUUGUGGUGUGGUGAGAAAAUUUGUCACUGCCUGGGGGGUUAGGGUCUGAAACAGCCAUUUUUGCCUACAAGAGACAUUCCAGAGGGUUUUGGUCGGCCACCAUGUCUUUCCAGUGGUCUGUUAUCCUUUCGUGACCUCAAUGACCUCAAUACCGCUUUUGACCAUAGAGUCAGCUCUGACCCCAAACCCUUUCUACAACACCUGAGAAAAGACGUUAAGCUCGUGCAAACGCUGCAGUGAGGUGCUCUUCCAAAUGCCUACCUCACGCCUAAAGAACAAAUCACUGCAGCCACAGCCCUGAUCAGCAACCACCAUGACAUCAAGUAUAGGGGAUGAUUGUAGUAUCUUUGAUGGGUUGAUGGAAGAAGAUGAGAAGGACAAGGCAAAACGUGUGUCCCGCAACAAGUCGGAGAAGAAACGGAGAGACCAGUUCAAUGUCCUCAUUAAAGAGCUUGGCACGAUGUUACCAGGCAACACCAGGAAGAUGGACAAGUCCACCAUCCUGCAGAAAAGCAUUGACUUCCUGUGUAAACAUAAAGAGAUCGCAGCCCAGUCCGAGUCGAGCGAGAUCAGACAGGACUGGAAGCCUCCAUUUCUUAGCAACGAAGAAUUCACCCAGCUCAUGCUGGAGGCUCUGGAUGGGUUCUUCAUAGCAAUAAUGACUGAUGGGAACAUCCUCUAUGUCUCUGAAAGUGUCACAUCAUUACUAGAACACCUACCGGCGGACCUGGUGGACCAGAACCUGUUAAACUUCCUGCCAGUUGGGGAACACUCUGAGGUGUACAAGGCUCUGUCCACACAUCCCACCGACCUAGAGAGCCUUAGCACAGACAGCCUGAAGAAUGCUGCAUGUGAGGACUUCGGAGACCACUUCAGAAAUAAGAAUCACCUGGAGUUCUGCUGUCAUAUGCUGCGAGGGGCCAUAGACCCCAAAGAGCCCCCCAUCUAUGAAUAUGUUAAGUUCAUCGGCAACUUCAAGUCCCUUAAUAAUGUUCCCAACAUGACCAGAAAUGGCCUGGCUGGGGUGUUACAGCGCUCGCUACAGCCUGCCUUUGAUGACCAGGUGUGCUUCGUAGCCACGGUUCGAUUGGCCAAACCUCAGUUUAUUAAGGAAAUGUGUACAGUAGAGGAGCCAAAUGAAGAAUUCACCUCCAGACACAGUCUAGAAUGGAAAUUUCUCUUCUUAGACCACAGAGCUCCACCUAUUAUAGGCUACCUGCCUUUUGAAGUUCUGGGGACAUCAGGGUAUGACUACUACCACGUGGAUGACCUGGAGACGUUAGCUAAAUGUCAUGAACACUUGAUGCAGUACGGUAAAGGGAAGUCAUGCUACUACCGUUUCCUAACCAAAGGUCAGCAGUGGAUCUGGCUGCAGACACACUACUACAUCACCUACCAUCAGUGGAACUCACGACCAGAGUUUAUUGUCUGCACGCACACUGUGGUCAGCUAUGCAGAAGUAAGGGCUGAACAACGCAGAGAGCUGGGCAUCGAAGAGUCUAAUCCAGAGGCCGCAGCUGAUAAGAGUCAGGACUCUGGCUCAGAGUCGCAACUCAAUACAUCCAGCCUGAAGGAGGCCCUGGAGCGAUUUGACCACAGCCGAACACCCUCAACUUCCUCGCGGAGUUCCCGCAAGUCCUCAUCACAUGUCUCUGACAACACUUGCACUUCAACAGCUCCCAAGCUGCACAUGGACACGGCCACACCUCCUCGGCAGUCACUGGCGUCCACCAUGGAGAUGACAUCACAGCGGCGCUCAUCCAUCAGUAGCCAGUCUAUGAGUUCUCAGACCACAGGACAGAGUGUAAAUCCAGCCAUGCUCACUCAGCAGCAGCAGCAACAGCAACAACAACCACAGCAGCUUCAGACAAAUGUGCAGCCUGUGAUGGAGUUCUCAGCACAGGUGAACGCCAUGCAGCACCUCAAGGAGCAGCUUGAGCAGAGGACCAGGAUGAUCCAGGCAAACAUCCAGCGGCAGCAGGAGGAGCUCAGACACAUCCAAGAGCAGCUGCAGAGGGUCCAGGGACAGGGCAUACAGCAGAUGCUGCUGCAGCAGCAGGGUGGAGCGAUGAAUGUACAGCUCCCUCAGGUGGGGUCAGUCCAGCAAGCUGCUACUUUGACCAGUCAGGUCCAGCAAACAACAAUUAACCCCGUCCAUUCAGGAACUAUGCAACUCACCAUUCAGCCGCAGGCUCCCCCCCCUCAGCAGAGCUUACAGCAACAGACCAACACACUCACACAGCCCCAGCGUCAGCCCCAGCAAUCUGCCCAGGCCCAGCCCCAGUCCCAGGGCUCUGUAUCAGCUCCCCUAUACAACACCAUGAUGAUUUCCCAGCCAGGGCAACCAAAUGUGCUUCAGAUCAGCACCAGCCUUCCACAGAACAACACACAGCAAGGCACAGCUGUGGCCACCUUCACACAGGACCGACAGAUUCGAUUCCCAGCAGGGCAGCAGCUGGUGACCAAGCUGGUGACAGCUCCAAUGCAUGCAUGUGGCGCCGUCAUGGUUCCCACCUCUAUGUUCAUGGGGCAAGUGGUUACUGCGUAUAACCCUUUCGGCAAUCAGCAGCAAGGGGGCCAGACCCAGACUCUGACUCUGCAACCGGCUCAAGCACCCCAAGGUCAGCCCGACAACCAGAACCAGACAAUUGUAAUGACGCAGAGCAGCCAGCAGGGGCAGCAGCAGCAACAGCAAUUUUUACAGGGCACUCGUCUUCUCCAUGGUAACCAGUCUACCCAGCUGAUUUUGCAGGCAGCUUUUCCACUCCAACAACAGGGAACUUUUACCCAGGAAACGCAUCCACAGCAGCAGCAGCAGCAACAACAACAACAACAACAGCAGCAGCAGCAGCAAAGACAACAACAACAGCAGCAGCAGCAACAAUCUCACCACCACAGGCACCAGCAGCAGCUGAAACCACAGCCCCAGAAACAGCAGAAAGCCCCGUCGUCACACAGGACUGACAGUGUCAGCAGCCAGCCCCAAUGAAGCCUGAAGGAAAACAUGUGCGGCGGGAAAACUUUGGGGAAUUAAAACUUUUUAACCGAUUGCUGCAUAUGUUUGUUUUGGUCGUGUGGCUGCCAUAGACUUCUUUCUUUUUUCCUCAAAAGAAUUUGUUGCCCGCUUCCACCACUUCCCUGCAUCUAAAAGAAAUUAAUCAUAGGAAGGAGGAACUCUGAGUCCAAAAGGAACUCGCCACAGACUGUCGCCAUGGCAACAGGAUGGUUAAAAUCCCCAUUUCUCUCAUCAGAGGCAGAAGCGUGAGGGAGAUUAAGUCUUCAUGGAAAUCUGAAAACAUACACCUUACUGCGACAGUCCCGACAGACUUUUUUUUUUUGUUGUUGUUUUUGUUUUCUUUUGUUUUUUGAAGGUGUUUCCAAGUGGACAGACCAUGUACAAAUUUACUGUAUGAUAAAAAAAAAACAAAAACCUUGUAAAUAUCUCGUAUAGCCUAACAGAAACCAGAAAUGUAGUAUUUUAUAUGAUUGCAUGAAAAGAAUAACUGUGUAAGCUUUUAUUAGUUGCUUUUCAAAAAUGAAUUUUUACUUUAAGUGUUUUUUUUUGUUUUUUGUUUUGGUCUUUUGGUCAAAGACGGAGUAAUUACGUGCUUUCAAAGAACCCUCCCCCUUCUCUCUCUAAAAAAAAAAAGAAGAAGUCCAGAAUAUGGCUUUAAAGAUCUGUCGGUGUGUUUUAAAAAAGAAAUGGUCGGGCUUGGGUGUUUGUUUUUUUUUUUGUGGAAGUUGCUUUUAAACACUGUGUCUCUAAGACAAAAAUGGAUCUUUUAACUUUGUAAUUACAAAUUAUAUUCAACAAGAAAAAUAGAUUACAGUUUAACUGAAUUAUUUGCAGGAUGAUUACUGUACGUAUAACGGGUUUAGUGAUUCCAAGUGCCAAUAACAUAGUUAAUUGUUAUGUUUUUUUUUUUGUUUUUAAUAUUCAAAAGGCGUAUAUAUUUUCCAACAAGAUAUUACCCCUAAUAAAAGUUCAUGCGUGUGUAUAUAGUAGGGAUUAUUUUUUAACAGUCGGAGAGCCCUAUACGUAACAAACAGUAUAUCCUCAACCUCCUGAAAACUUCUAGCACUUGAUGUGGUUGUGUACAGUAAAUUACUGUUGAGACCUAGUUGUCUGUAAAUCCGUGGUGUGAUUCUGUGAGCUGAUGUGUGUGUUUUUGAGAAUUCGAUCCUCGUUCGCAUGGGUGAGCAUGGGCAUAUCUGUGGUUGGUCUGUGUUUUCGUUGCCCCUUGUGUCUUACAAUGUUUGACUUAGUAAGGGUUUGAAGUUGCUGGAUGGUACUUGUUCUCUCAGGAAUGUGGAAAGUUUUUUUUUUUUUUUUUUGCUUCUGCCUCAGUCUGGAAUCAGACCAGGAAGGAUUAGACAGUGAUGCGCGAAAGACCAGAGGAAAUAAUGUCAGGGUGUGGUAGCUCAGUCAAAUUUGACACAGAUAACAAAAAGCCUUUCUUGUUUCCUCAUCUGCAUAGAAAUGAAGGGGGUAGACUUCAAGGAGAGGAGUUAAGAUGAUGCUUUUUGUAAAGUUUGAUGAGAGUUGUUGAGAUACAGUAGCACAUGUGCAUCUAAAAAUCCUCUUACAUUUUCCCUGAUUGGAAUUAAUGAAGCAGUUUGCGUUGUGGAGUCUGGAUUUCUUCUCAUGGUCAACUGUGUCAUCAGUGUUUUAUCCUUCUUUCUCUUCCUAGGCCUCAGAAAUCCUCAUGCAGUUCAGUUUACUUGUUUCUCAGUUUUCAAACAGCAGUUGCAACCAGGACUGGGCCCUGAUCCAUUUUUAAAGACAAAAAUGGAUUUUGGCUCAGUAUAUGUACUAGUGAUAAGCCAUAUCAAACAGAAAAGCCUUGGAUUGGAGGAGUGUAAUUGUUGGCAAAGGAGCAUUUAGAAUGUGUUGUUUUGUCUGAGAGUUGGAAAGAUGGUGUGUGUGUGUGGGUGUGUGUGUGUGUGUGUAUGUGGAGUAAAGCAUCUCCUUUCCUUGAUCCUACUUCUUGUAUCACUUGGGGGUCAGUAUUGGUUUCCCCUGGCGAUAGCCAAUCAGUUCUUGCGUUGCAGUAUAAAGAAGUAAUUUUUAAGAAACGUCCUCUCUGGUUGGGCUCAGUAUUGUGCAAGCGUGUGUGUGUGUGGGACAGCUCAACUUGAAUACAUGUUUGUGUGAGAGAAAAUGUGCAUGCGUGGUAACUGUCACUGUAGCCCGUCGUAUUUUCAUAUGGAAACAGACGUGUGAGCGGAAAGGGUGGAUGUUGGGCGAUGCAGCGCACCUGUUUACUGUGUGGCUAUGAAGAAGAUGGGGACAGAUUGCUAACCACACACUUGUCACAAUAACUACACAUCAGACAGGUCUCAAAUACUAACCCUCUGAGAGAAAAAAAGUAUAUUUAGAUUUAACUGAGAUUGUCCUCAGCUAGGAGUAGUAGAGAACUUUAGCAUUGAGGGUCUUAUUUGAGUCAGGUCUUUGGCCCAUAACUUAGCAAACGUAAAACCUCAGUAGAUCAGUCUGUGUUAAAGGAGUCCCUCUAAUGGGGUAGUGCUGAAAUGUUUAUAGUUUGUGUCACUGAUACCCAGCCCAAAGAAUGUAAAGGUGUUAUAUAGAGACUAAUGGAUGUUGUAACUGUUCAUGUCGGAGAACUUUUGACUGGCUUUGUUAUGAAGGAAAAGGAGGGCUGUGAAAGAUCAUUCUCACUAUACUGUUCCACAUUUACAAUCUGAAAUACAAUCUUUCGUUUUAUUCAUUCACAGGUUUUGCUUUGUCAAUGAAACCCUGAAUGUUUCAAGCUUUACAAAUGUCUAUUUUUUCCCCCUAAUAAUGUGUGUUUGACACCUGGUCGAAAAGGGUUCAAAAGCUGUUGAAAACAGAAGUUUUUCUUAUUUGAAAUGGGAUGGCAUUCACAAGACAGCGAGGACCCCCUCCCUGCCCUUCCACACAGAUACACCUAUCACUUUUCUACCACAGUUUUGUUCUAAAGAGUCUAGUUCUAGUAUAAUACUGUACACAUACACAAAGCUAAGAACACCAGUAUUCAGUGUAAAAUGGUGCUAUGCUUACCUGUACUGUAAGUAUGUAUAUCCCUUCUGCUCUUGAACUGUGCUCCUCUAUCUACCCCAAAGUCAAAUGUUUUAAUAAUCAAUAUUUUGAAGCAAAAUGUUUGCAAUUAUUAUAACCCCACCCUGUCCCUUCUUGGUCAAUCUGAAAAUAAAAACAGUUGCAGAUAUUAA